Molecule: messenger RNA, 5507 nt
Organism: Cololabis saira (Pacific saury)
Lineage: Eukaryota; Metazoa; Chordata; Actinopteri; Beloniformes; Belonidae
Gene: scaper
Product: S-phase cyclin A-associated protein in the ER
Exons: 31
Coding region: 311-4660 (1449 amino acids)
Molecular function (GO): zinc ion binding; nucleic acid binding
Source: RefSeq, a predicted model, not a curated record
CACACGCAGCUAGUCGGGCCUAAGAAGUAGCUGCUAACUCAGCAGAGUGCUGAGGGCUCAGGUUAGAUUAUUGGGACAGUGCUCUGGGUAGAAUGGUUUGAAUUGAAAGGGAGGACCAAUGGGCUAUUGAGCGCUUGUCUCUUUCAUCUGCCUCUAAAAGAAGAGUUGACACAGCUGGGCAAGUUGCUAUAGCAGUGUGGACUAUACAGCAGGAGUCUAUUUUGGUCCUGCUGUCAGAUGACGAUGUCACCUUGGACAAGCGGCAGUGCUGGUUAGGGUGAACAGGUCGUUGUGAAGUGGGCUUCUAAGUAUGUCAGAGGUGGAUAAAGACGAGGAACCUGCUUACAGACUGUACUUCUAUUCUGCCUCGUUUCAUCGCUCUAACAGCCAGGACAAAGUGAGAAAGAUAGUAGCUGAAGAGGGCCGUGCUGCUCGAAACCUCAUUGCCUGGAGUGUCCCACUUGAGAACAAAGAGGAGGAAGCAAAGUCCAAAGGCAACCCGAGUGGCAGUUCCAAGCCUCAGAGGAACAAUUCUGGGCAGCAAAAGAAUAGAAAACAGCAUGCUGGUGUGGAAAGUAAAGGCGCGGCUGCGUCCUUAUUGGACAAGGGGCCGGAGAAGAGCCCCACUAAAGUUAGACAGCCCCGCAAAGUAGACCUACGAGCACGCUACUGGGCCUUUCUCUUUGAAAACCUACGCCGGGCUGUGGACGAGAUUUACGUCACAUGUGAAUCUGAUCAGAGUGUAUUGGAAUGCAAGGAAGUGUUGAUGAUGUUGGACAAUUAUGUUCGGGACUUCAAAGCUCUCAUAGACUGGAUUCAGCUUCAGGAAAAGUUGGAAAAAACAGAUGCUCAGAACAGACCAACGUCUUUAGCCUGGGAGGUACGGAAGAUGUCUCCGGGACGACAUGUAAUGCCAAGUCCAACAGCAGACAGGAUGGUACCUUGUCCACGUCGCAACCUCAACUUUGGUGGUCCUCCAUCAACACUGGCUGCAGCUCGGCUCUCCCACACAGGCCCCAGCUGGGCAGACAGAGUAAAGUGCACUCAGUCUGCCCAUAGUUCCAGUCAAGCGACCACAUCACCAGCAGAAAAACCUGGUAAAAAAGAUUCAGAGGGGUGGGAGACAGUGCAGCGAGGACGCACUGCCAAACCUCGCUCAGCUGCCAUAGUUGCCAAGGUCAGUCCUGUCUUGGCUCAUGUGACCCCUAAACAGGACAGCGCCAAGUAUAACAGGUCACAUCUGCCGCCGCAAGACAAGCAGAAGGAGCAGCAGCUUUGUCCUGAGUGUCCCCUGGACAAGGGCAUGACCCAGACUAACACUGAACAGCAAGUCCCUGCAGAUCCUGCCCCCCAGCAGGAGGUUGAACAUCUAGAAAAUGGACACAUAAUGGAGCCUCCAGCAGAGAGUGUACAAGACUCAGAGCAGUGUGUCGACACAACCUGUGAAGAUGCGCCUCCCCCCAUAGCAUCUCUUCCCCCAUCCCAAGCUCCAGAGCGCACCCCACCCACAGCCACAGUCCCACCAACAGACAUUACCAUAUUACUCCCAGUCCCAACUCCAGGCAUUGGAACAUCCAUAGACCUACCCCAGACGGAUGGGUUCAGUGCUCUGUUGGCCUUUGGGGACACUGGGGCUGAGGGGGGCGCGUCACAGUGCAUGGCUACAUCUGCUCCAGGACAGGCUGAGACUCCCAUGGCAGCGGUGAAACUGGAGAGUGUGCUGGACCCCACAGAGCUUUCUACUCCCCAGUCAAUGGCAGAGGUCCUGGCUAAGAAAGAGGAGCUGGCAGACCGGCUGGAGAAGGCCAAUGAAGAGGCGAUUGCCAGCGCCAUUGCUGAGGAGGAGCAGCUGACCAGAGAGAUUCAGGCAGAGAACAAUGACCUGGAGACUGACAAUGAAAGUGACUUCUCUGCUAGCAUCGGCGGUGGAGGCUGUGGAGUCGGUAUGGACUGGAAUGACAUGCUGGCAGAUUUUGAUGCUCGGGAGCCUUGGCGACAGAGUACCUCCUGGGGCGACAUGGUAGAGGAAGAACCUUCUCGGCCUCCUGGACACGGAAUCCAUAUGCAUGAGAAAUUAUCUUCACCAUCCCGUAAAAGAACUAUCGCAGAGUCGAAGAAGAAACAUGAGGAGAAACAGCUGAAAGCGCAACAGCUGAGGGCCAAACUCCGUGAGGAAAAGACGCUCAAACUGCAGAAGCUCAUGGAGAGGGAGAACGAUGUGCGGAAAUGGAAAGAAGAGUUGUUGGAGCAGCGUCGGAGGAUGAUGGAGGAAAAGCUGCUGCAUGCAGAGUUUAAGAGAGAACUGCAGCUCCAAGCGAUUGUGAAGAAGGCCCAAGAAGAAGAGGCCAAGGUGAAUGAAAUUGCUUUCAUUAACACUCUGGAAGCCCAAAAUAAGAGGCAUGAUGCCCUGGCAAAGUUAAGUGAAUAUGAGCAACGCCUCAAUGAGCUGCAGGAAGAGAGGCAGAGGAGACAGGAAGAGAAGCAGGCUAGAGAUGAAGCUGUUCAGGAACGUAAGCGGGUCCUGGAAGCAGAGCGGCAGGCAAGAGUGGAAGAGCUGCUGAUGCGAAGAAAAGAGCAGGAGGCUCGUAUCGAGCAGCAGCGACAGGAAAAGGAGAAGGCUAGAGAGGAUGCAGCACGGGAAAGGGCUAGAGACCGAGAGGAGCGUUUGGCUGCUCUUAGUGCUGCCCAACAGGAGGCCAUGGAGGAGCUGCAGAAGAAAAUUCAAAUGAAGCACGACGAGAGCAGCCGUAGGCAUAUGGAGCAAAUCGAGCAGAGGAAAGAGAAGGCGGCUGAGCUCAGCAGUGGUCGACAUGCUAAUACGGACUACGCCCCCAAAAUGACGCCUUAUGAACGCAAGAAACACUGUUCGUUGUGUGGAGUAGUGAUCACCUCAGAAGUGCACCUGUUCAGCCACACCAAGGGCAAGAGUCACCAACAGGCUGUGCGAGACAGUAGCAGCAUCCAGGGACGGGAGCUCUCCGAUGAGGAGGUGGAGCAUCUUUCCCUAAAGAAAUACAUUGUGGAUAUUUUGACGGACGGCUCCGUUUCAUCCGAGAGUGUGAAGGAUGGCGAGGAGCGCCAGAAAGCCAGGAAAAAGGCAAAGAAGCUAAGAGCGAGGAUGAACUCCAGGGCAAAGGAAUAUGAGCCAUUAAUAGAAGCAAAGACUCCGGUUCCUGAAUCCCCAUACAAGGCAAAGCUGCAGCGUUUGGUGAAAGACCUGCUGAAGCAGCUGCAGGGCCAAGACAGCGGGCAGUGGGCCAACAACAAAGUGUCUGGUCUGGACAGAACUCUGGGAGAGAUAUCCCGCAUCUUAGAAAAACAGAACAAUGCAGACCAAGUGGCCUUCCAAGUGAGCGGCGGCUUGUCUGCUUUGGAACAAAUUUUGCAGGUCAUCACUGCUGUUUCCACACCUGCUGCAGUGCCCCGUAUACCUCUCAAAUCACUCUGUGCUGCUGUGAAUAGCUACUACCUGGCAUGCUGUUUUUCCAACUGCAUCUAUGUGCUGUUUAGCAACAAGAUAGUCCUCCUCAUGGACCUGCUGCUGCACCAGCUCACACUGUACGUCCCAGAUGAAGACAAGUCAAUAUUUGGGCGCAGUGUGAAUAAACAAAUCUUCGAGGGUUUGACCACAGGGCUGCUUCAAACUAUCGCUACUAUCUUGGAGUCCCUGUGGCCAGAGGCUGAGCAAGGUGAAAACGCAAGGAUUUCCUCUCCAGAUGCCAAGGUCAAGAGCUCUGCCACAGAGUCCUUCAACACUCGCGCACAAGAUCUAAUCAGCUACAUGGUAAACAUGGGUUUGAUUGACAAGCUGUAUGGAUGCUUCUUGUCGGUCCAAGGUCCCGUAGACGAGCACCCCAAGAUGUCUGCGUUCCUCCAGCAAGCCACAGCCUUGCUAAACAGCAUGUGUAGGCUGUGCUUUGUCAUAACUGCACGAGCUCCCAGCAUAUUUGACAAUAAACGCCAGGACCCAACUGGACUGACGGCCCUUCUGCAGUCCACCGACCUGGUGGGAGUGGUGCACACCCUGUACUGUAUCUUGCUGCAUAGUUUCUUACCGGAGUCGUCCUCCCAGAGUCAGGAGCCCUACAGCCCUGGGGUCAUCCAGGUGGCUCUGCAGGGAAUCUGCUUCCUCAACAGUUUUGCCCUUCUCGACCUAUCUGCCUUCCAGUCUGUCUUAGGAGCCGAGGGCCUGUCUCUGGCUUUCCGACACAUUGUCAGCUCCCUGCUCUGGUACUGUACCCAGCAUUCUUCUGAAGAGCUGCUGCAUCAGGUCAUCAUCUGUGUCGGAUACUUUACUGUAAACCACCCCGACAACCAGGUGAUAGUGCAGUCCGGCCGCCAGCCCAGCGUCCUGCAGAAACUCUGUCAGCUGCCCUUCCAGUACUUCAGCCACCCACGCCUCAUCAGGGUGCUCUUUCCAUCGCUCAUCUCGGCGUGCUACAACAACCCUCAGAAUAAAGCCAUCCUGCAGCAGGAGAUGAGCUCUGUGCUGUUGGCCACGUUCAUUCAGGACUGCGCUGCAAGCGAGAAAGAUUCAGACACUAAGACGAGUCCAACUGCUAACAAGUUGCUGCUGGAUUCCUGUGAAUUGUCCAACCGCUUUCCUCGAGAUCAGUUGGACUCAGCCUUGCAGUUUUUUCUCAAGAAGACAGAAGACUGACUGACUGACUUGCACACUAUCUACACACUAUUUAAAAUGAGAAAGCACAGUUUAACCAUUGAGAAGACACCGUGACAUGUAAUGGUAUUUUCUUUUCUUUUUUUUCUCCCUUUUGGAAUUUUUUGUUUUCUUUUCUUCUAUUUGUGACUUGCAUCACGUUUGCAAAGACGUUCUGCAGAUUUUGACAAAAUUCAAGGGCCUUAGUUUAUAUCUGUCUUGGUUUCUUUGUUCUUUUGAUGGUUAAAAAGAAUUUGCACAAAAUGUUGUAUAUGUUUAUUACUGUUUAGAAACCCACGCACAGCUACUCCAUUUACUGUCUGAAUAAGCCAUUUGCAGCCAUUUAUUCCUGCUGUAUUGUUUAUAAAAGAAAAUGUUAAAAUCUUAAGGCAACAAUCUAGAAAUUCACUUAUACUGUAAUAUUUGCCAAACAUUUCCAUCAGUACUGUUUAUCUUGUUUGAUGUUUAGUUAUUUCAAUGUAAAUGACUGAAUCAGAUGUUUAGUCUUUGUCACACCGGCUACAAAUUUAAUUGCAAGCCUGUUGAGGGUUUUUUUCCCGAGUUGGUAUCUAUGUCUUUCCAGUCUCUUGUUCGGGCAAUUUAAUUAAUGAAAAUAAUUUAUUGAGUUAUUUACUUUCAUAAUAUUAAAUUAAAUAUUGAUGUGUUGUAGUUCCUGAGGUUUUCUCUGUUCCUCGUUUUUAGGAGCGUAUAUCCUCAUUUGUUAUGGUUAGUUCAGCAGUGGUAUGUGUCAUAGUGAUGUUACUUGUCAGUGGUCUCACUGAUGAACAACUGUAAUUUCAAAGAAAUAUAACAAUAAAAAAUUGACUCCUGAUGUCAUUUUGAAGUUUUA